Messenger RNA from Cololabis saira (Pacific saury), 1507 nucleotides. RefSeq names its product transmembrane reductase CYB561D2 (gene cyb561d2). The record is from RefSeq and is a predicted model, not a curated record. Gene Ontology annotation, molecular function: transmembrane monodehydroascorbate reductase activity. The transcript is spliced from 3 exons. The coding region runs from base 233 to 913 and encodes 226 amino acids. Lineage: Eukaryota; Metazoa; Chordata; Actinopteri; Beloniformes; Belonidae. Gene Ontology annotation, cellular component: endoplasmic reticulum.
AAAAAAAAAAACUAAGGUUAUGUGACAGUCCAAAAAAAAACAACUAAGGUUAUGUGACAGGCAUACGCAGUUUGUGUUUGGUCCUCUGGUUUAAAGUUUUAAGUGAAGCAGGAAAGCAGACGGAGAAGGUACCAGGCAACACUUUUGUGCCAACAUCACUUCCGAUUUUCUCUGGCCGCCGGCAAAAACCGUUUUUCUUCACGAAAAACUGUCGGAACAAUAACUUUGAGACAUGGUCCAAAUCAAGAAAGAGUCUGAUCCGUCCGAGCCUCGUCUGUACACUUUGACCAGAGCAGCGUCUGCAGCGGUCAGCCACCUCAUCUCCUUCACCUUCACUCUUCUCAUCGCACUUCUGUCCCGACCCGGUUCCAGUUGGUUUUCAUGGCAUCCUUUCCUGAUGACACUAGCCUUUGGGUUCUUCAUGACAGAAGCCAUCCUCCUCUUUUCGCCCCACGUCUCCCUCGUCAAAAAACUUCCACAUAAGCAGAAAGGGCGCGUUCACUGGAUCCUGCAGUGCCUCUGUGUGACCUGUGCAGUCUUGGGCCUAGCCGCCAUCUCUUACAACAAGCACCUGAAUGGGAAAGCCCACUUCACCUCGUGGCACGGUCUGCUGGGCUUGCUGACAGUGUGCGCGGCUGGUGCUCAGUCUUUGGCAGCCGUGCCUCUCAUUUACACUUCUCUGGCUAGAGGCUGGUCCCUCGCCAAAUUCAAACGCUACCAUGCAGCAUCGGGACUCAUCACGUACCUGCUUGGCAGUGCCAGCCUGCUCCUCGGACUCUGCUCUGCGUGGUUCACCGCAUCUGUCAAGGACUACAUCUGGUACCUGGCAGCGCUCUGCCCUGCUCUCAGUGCCCUCAUCGUAAUGAACCAAGUCUCCACUGCUUACCUUGCAAAAAAGCGGCUGCAGUCCUGACGGAGCUCUUGUUAUGGACAGUCUGAGGAAAAACUGUCACACUACCUCCAAAACUUAAAUUAUGUGCCACACCCUAUUGCACACUGCAACUGAAUUUAUUUUGUUGUAGCAUUCUGUUUUUGGGGUCUAAUCAUUCCAAGACCCACAGAUGGAUAAUGAAAUAUUUGUACUUUAAAUUAUUCUUUUUCACUUUCCAUAAUAAAACAGGACUGAAGCUUGCAUCGAGGAUCCGUAUUUUGUUCUUGAAAUUCUGUUGAGGUUGAAUUACACCUCAUGUCUGCAUGUUAGUUUACUAGUGAGACUAAACUGAUCACAGAAGUUAUUUUACAUGGUUGUUUGGGUCGGUGCGGCCCUGUGAGGGACUCUGGAUCUGUCCAGUUUUCUGUCGUCUCCACCUCUCUCGCAAUGACACCCGGUGCACGCUGUACACUCUUUUCACCACCCUAAACAGGGUGAACCAGGUAUAGAAAAUAGUUGGACUAUUCUCCUCUCUGAAAAACAAACUAAUCCCUUUUUAUCUCCCAAUGAACAUGUGUGGAAAUAAAUAAAUUAUACAUUUAAGUUUGGACUUGGAUUUAUAUAUUCAUGACCUCC